Molecule: messenger RNA, 1701 nt
Organism: Entelurus aequoreus (snake pipefish)
Lineage: Eukaryota; Metazoa; Chordata; Actinopteri; Syngnathiformes; Syngnathidae
Gene: mrm3a
Product: mitochondrial rRNA methyltransferase 3a
Exons: 4
Coding region: 232-1626 (464 amino acids)
Biological process (GO): RNA processing
Molecular function (GO): RNA binding; RNA methyltransferase activity
Source: RefSeq, a predicted model, not a curated record
GUAAUAAACCGGAGCCAUCCGAGGCAUUGAGUUGAGUCGUGUUGCCUGACUAUUAUUAAAUUAAGACACCUAAAUAAGUAUAUAGGUGAAACAGAGGACAUAACACUCAGCACCACUUCAAGAUGGCGGCCCAAUUUCUCGCGUCACAGCAGCCAAUGCUGCGUCUACUUAGAACUUGUCUAUGGUGAUAACUACCUACUUACGCCCAGCGAAGAAGACGCAAAUGGCAAGAUGGCGAUGUACGUGAAAUACACGAGUUGCCUUUUCUCCGUGGAGAGAGGAAUGUUCCUCUCCAGGGCGAGCACAUUCAGUGUGGAAUGUAAACGUUAUGUUCGUGGGCUGAGACGCAGGCCGGUCAGCGUGAUGUUUCCCACGGACACACACGUGACAGCUGCAGGAGCCAAGGAUAAGAAGGACGUGAGAGUGAGUGAUGACGGAGGCGACUUGAUGAAGGGGAGGAGCAACAACAUGAUGAAGGAGAAGAGCAACAUGAUGAAGGAGAGGAGCAACAGCAUGAUGAAGGAGAGGAGCAAUAGCAUGAUGGAGAGGAGCAACAUGAUGAAGGAGAAGAGCAACAUCAGCGAGACAACUUGUCAUGUGGCUGAUGGUAACAUAGAUGGCCACCCAUUCGAGAGGGCGUCACCUGGGGAUAAACGUCUGGCGAGGCUGGUGAGCGUCGCUCGUUCCAGAACGUUCCGGGAGCAACAGGGUAAGGUGCUGCUGGAGGGUCGCCGUUUGAUCCGCGAUGCCUUGAAUUCAGGCGCCAUUCCUCAGACGGUCUUCUUCAGUACCGCCGACCGCCUGCGGGAGCUGCCCUUGGACAAGCUGAGGAGGGCCUCGCUGGUCAAAGUCAAGUUUGAAGACAUCAAGCUGUGGUCUGACCUGGUGGCCCCGCAAGGAGUAAUAGCAAUAUUUUCCCGCCCUGACGCAUCACGGCUGCGCUUCACAGAGCGCACACAUUGUGUGCCUCUGACUCUCAUCUGUGACCAGGUGCGUGACCCUGGCAACCUGGGCACCAUGCUGAGAUGUGCUGCUGCUGCCGGCUGCCACAGUGUCCUGCUCACUAAAGGCUGUGUGGAUGUCUGGGAGCCAAAAGUCCUGCGAGCUGCGAUGGGCGCCCACUUCCAUCUGCCCAUUUAUUCCAGUUUGAGUUGGGAGGAAGUUGAGGAUCAUCUGCCUAAAGAGGUAACUGUGCAUGUGGCCGACAGCACCAGCAAAGCUGAUGGGAACAACCAUGAGAAAUCUCCGUCUCACACACCUUCCAAACCUGGCGACUUGGGCUGGGUGAGUGUAAAGUCUGGCCGUCAUCAGACACCAGUUGAGGAGGAUGACUGUGAGUAUGAGGAGUUUCCAGUGGACACCAGGCUGUACCACCAACUCUGGGCCCAGAGUCCAACUGCACUUGUAGUGGGAGGAGAGACUGAAGGUCUAAGCAUCCAAGCCAUCCAGGUGGCAGACAAGACCAAAGGCCACAGGCUUUGUAUUCCCAUAGUUCCUGCUGUGGACAGUUUGAACUCAGCCAUGGCUGCUAGUAUCCUGCUGUUUGAGGGCAGGAAGCAACUCUUAGAAGCAAUGCAAACUUCUACCAAGCAAUGGUCAUCCAAAGCUGGACGUCAGCUUUCAUAAUAUUUAACUCCAUUGUUGUAUGUAAACUACACAUCCCUUGGCAGCUCAAACAUAAUAAAAUCACUACUGCUGUAA